GUUGAGUCAAUCAUGAUUUUGAAGUACCUGGGGACCGUUUCGCCCUCCAGUGAUAGUGAAAAUCGUGUAGUGGCUAUUGCCUGGUCUCCAAAUAAUCUGAAACUAGCUGUAGCCUUGUCAGACAGAUCUAUUUAUCUAUUCGAUGAGAAUGGAAAUAGAAAGGAUCGGUUUUCCACUAAACCUGUGGAUUCCAAGUUUGGAAAGAAAAGUUACGUUGUCAAGGCAAUAGCCUUCUCCUCGGACUCAACAAAAAUAGCUGUUGGCCAAAGUGACAACAUCAUCUACGUCUACAAAAUCGGCGAAGAAUGGGGUGAUAAAAAAGUCAUCUGUAACAAAUUCGGCCAGAGUAGUGCAGUGACUUGCAUGCUAUGGCCUCCAGAGGGUCCAAUAAUCGUGGGUCUAGCAGAUGGAAAAGUGCGGGUGUCUAUUUUAAAAGCGCAUAAGGCCCAGACCCUCUACACAGCCGACGCGAUGACAAUAGCCCUCGCAGGAAACGGUAAAAACACUGGAUUUCUCUCUAGCCACGCAGACGGCAGUAUAAUCCGCUACUUCCUGAAGAACGACGGAAACACCGAGCCUUCCGGACGAGUCGUUACCCACGGAGUCCCUGCUUACGCCCUCGCCUGGGCUCAAGGUCAUAUUUGCGCAGGUGGAUGCGACAAGCGAUUAACAAUCUACGAUUCCCACGGUAAAGUUGCAAAAAUCUUUGAUUACUCUCGCGAUCCCGAUGACAAGGAGAUCUCAAUCGCCUGCUGCAGCCCAAGUGGACAGAGCGUUGCCAUCGGCUCCUGGAACAGAAUUCGAACCAUCGACUGGAGUCCAAGACGCUCCAUCUGGGAGGAGACCAACACCCGGGAACUCCCGAACCUCUAUACAGUGACUGCCCUCGCCUGGAGAAGAGAUGGCUCCAGGCUCGUCAUCGGAGGUCUCACUGGAGCAGUCGAACAAUUUGAAACUGUACUGAAACGGGCGAUGGUGCGAGGAAGCCACGAAGUCGCCUACGUCGGUCCAAGCCAAGUGGUUAUCCGUUCGCUGAACAAUUCUACUCGUCCCGUGAUCAUUAAAUCGUCAACGGGGAAUGAGAUCGAGGAUGUCAGGGUGAUGGGUCGCUCUGACAACCACAUAGUCGCCAGGACGAACUCGACUCUUCUCAUUAGUGAUAUCGAGCUGAAUCUUCUGAGCGAAAUUCCUUGGGAGGAUAAACCAGGGGGUGAAAAAUUCUUCUUCGAAUACCCAGGAGUUUGUCUGAUAUUCUACGCCGGUGAGCUUACAAUCGUGGAGUACGGGAAGAACGAGAUCCUGGGGGCUGUGAGAACUGAAGCUGUCAAUCCCCACGUCGUGUCAGUGAGAAUUAACGAGCGUCAGGUGGCAGGAAUGCCGGAUAACAAACGAUUGGCUUAUCUCCUCGAUCCAAAGACAAUCCGUAUCAUUGAUUUCCUAACCGGCUCGACCAUCAGCGUCAUUACCCACGAUGCGAGGGUCGAUUGGUUGGAGCUGAGUGAAACUGGGCAUCGAUUGCUGUCGAGGGACAAGAAGGGAAGACUUUGGUUGUGCGACGACAAGGGAGGCAGAACACUUCUGCUAACGGGUACAGGAUUCGCUUCGUGGGUACCAGGAAGUGAUGUUGCUGUCGCCCAGACUGGAAAUAAACUUGCAGUAUGGUACAAUGUUGAUGCACCAGAGGCUGCAACUCUCAUGUCCAUCCGGGGAGAUGCCAUAGACAUUGAGAGGGAACCAGGGAAGACAGCUGUGGUCGUCGAAGACGCAGGAUCCAAAGUAUUUCAUCCUCUGGACGAGGGUUUGAUCGAAUUUGGGACAGCUCUUCAUGACAACGAUUUUGGCAGAGUUGUCCUCUUCCUGGAAGAACUCGGUGAUCGGCCGCAGGUGGAGGCGAUGUGGGAGAAUGUUGCCAGAAAUGCAAUGGCUGAGAGGAAGUUUCUCGUUGCUGCUCGAUGCUACGCAGCACUCGGUGACGUUGCUUGUUCGAGUUUUCUCAAGGACAUCGUAAAAACCGGUGAAAAAUACGCGAAGGAGACUGGGAAUGACCCAAUGGGAUCACCAGACUGCUGGGCUAAGCUGGCGAUUCUCAGUGGAGAACUGAAGACAGCGGAGGCCAUUUACCUGGAGCAAAACGAACUCGAGAAAGCCCUGAAGAUGUACCAGAAGUACUGGCACUGGGAGGACGCCCUGAGCCUCGCCGAAUCCCGGGAUUGGUCGGGCCUGAAAGAGCUCAAGGAGAAGCACUUGUCCUGGUUAUCAAAAAGCGGUCAGUCAGCACGAGCUGCGUCAAUAAUCGAGAAUGACGAUCCGAGAAAAUCUGUGAAGCUCUUCCUCGAGGCGGGACGAGCAGGUAGAGCUGGACGUCUCCUUCUCGUCCACGAAGAGCUGCUCAGCGACCAGGACAUCACGAAACAAGUGGUGAAGGCUCUGAAGUCAUCGGAUCUCAUGGAACUCGCUGGAGAGAUCCUGGAGAGAACCAACGACUUUGCAGGGGCGAUAAAAUGCUACGGCGAAGCCGGGGUGUUCGCCAGGGCUCUCGAUCUAGCCAGAUCCGUCGAACCCAACUCCGUUGUCUCACUCGAGAAAGAAUGGGGUCAUCAUCUGGCAAAUGGCGGGCACUUCGAUGCCGCUAUCAACCACUUUAUCGAGGCAGGAGAGACUGCACUAGCAUUGAACGCUGCGAUAAAUGCAAAACAAUGGCGAAAAGCCCUGCAAAUUGUUCAGGUAAUCGACAGCGAUGAUCCCCUCAUUCAGGAGCAGUGUGCAAAGCUCGGAGAGUAUUACGCAUCGAUGGGAGACGCCAAUCUUGCGGAAAAUCUUUUCCUUCGAGCUGGUGUACCCCAAAGAGCAGUAGAGGUUCACAUUAAAUCCAACAACUGGUCGAGAGCCUAUGAAGUUGCAAUGGAAUACAUGAAAUCCGAAGAGGCUAUUGACGUCCUCACAGGACAUGCCGAGAGCCUUCAGGAGGCCGGGGACUUCAGGUACGCCGAGGCCCUCUUCGUGGCGAUCGGUCAGUACGACGCGGCCAUCGCCAUGUACAGAAGAGCGGGACUGAGAAACGACAUGAUUCGACUCGUUUCUGAACAUCGCCCUGAUCUGCUAAAAACAACUCAUGCUUAUCUAGCGAGGGAAUUAGAUGCUGCUGGUAAGACCAGAGAAGCUGAAGAGCACUUCCUCGGGGCUGAGGACUGGAAGGGAGCGGUUAGUGCUUACAAAAACGUUAACAUGUGGGAAGAUGCUCUUAGGGUCGCUAAAGUGGCCGCCGGAGAUAAAGCUGGGCAUCAGGUGGCCCUCAUGUGGGCUAGAACUCUAGCUCCCGAACUCAGUGCUCGACUUCUUAUGAGACUGAGUUAUUUGGAUGCUUGUCUUAAUAUCGCCUGUGAGGCGGGGCUGUUUGAUUGGGCCUUAGAGACCGUAAAGUACGGGAAUACUGAGCAGCAGAAGGAAGUUUACUACAGGUAUGCGAUGGCACUGGAGGACGAGGGAAAGUACCAGGAAGCUGAGAAGGAGUUCAUUCGGGCGGGAAAGGCAACUGAAGCUGUGCAGAUGUACAUUCACACGAGAGAUUGGGACGCUGCGGAAGAGGUGGCACAAUCCGUUGGACAGGAGGCUGUGGCGCAGGUUCUGGUGGCCAGGGCAUCCGAAGCUGCUGAUAAUCAGGACUUUGCGUUUGCUGAGUCGUUACUUCUGAGGGCUCACAAACCGGAGAUCAUUGUGGAGCAUUACAAGAAGGCGGGGAUGUGGUCGGAAGCAAUGAGGGUAUGCAGAGAGUAUUUGCCGCGUCAGGAAGCUUCAUUGAGGCGUGAAUUAUCGCAGAAGAGUUCUGGAAUCGAGGGGGUGAACAGCCUGGAUGAGGCUCGACGAUGGUUGGAGGAGGGCGAGGUCAGAACUGCUUUGGAUAUCCUGAUCUUUGAUCCACAUCCUUCGAGACCGAUUCUCAUUCAAGCUGCUGAUAUUCUCCUGAAUCAAGCGGAACCAGAGACUGCUCUUCAAGUUGGUGGUGAUCUUGGGAAUAAAUUAGUUCUUCUUGGGGAGCAUGCGUUGGCCGCUCAAGUCUAUCUUCAAGCGGAUAAACUCAAGGAGGCGAUCAAUGCAUUGGCAUCUGUUGGGGAUUGGAUGAGGGCGAAGAGAAUCGUUCGGGAAUUGGCGCCAGAGUUGGAGUCCUAUCUUGAGGACAAAUACAGGGAGAAUGUGGGGAGGGACAGUGGGGAUAGAAUGACAGAGGGAAGUGUCGACUCGACUUUGGAUAGUUUAGCUCGAAAGGGUCAGUGGAUCCAAGUAUUUGAAUCUGCGAGCUCUCAGAGUCCUGAGUUGUUGCAUAAGUACGUAGCGCAGAGAGCAGCGCAGUUAUUGAAAUCUGGAACUCCUGAACAAGCUCUGCAGCUUUACAAUACUUUUGGUACACCCCCAAUUGCUCAGUACCAUAAUCUCUAUUAUCAUCUAGCUGAAGCUGUUUUGAAUUCUCAUGAUGGGUCUCUGGAUGCUCGGUACAGUCGAUUAUCUCAACUCCGGAGUUUUUUGUUGGGAUUGUUGAGAAAUAUUGAGAGUUCUUCGUCGAAUGAGGAGAAAUUUGGAAGACUGCUCAAGGUUGCUCAUUAUUCAGCUGUUAAUUCAGCUUGUCAGGGUGUCACAGCUGUUGCCCAGCUCGAAAUGAAGAGUUCUGUUUCUCUUUUGAGAUUCUCUGAUAUCCUGUUGGCUGACAGAUGUUACUAUGAAGCUGGGGUUGAGUGCAGGAAGGCUGGAUCUCACAGCGAAGCAUUUGUCUUCCUCAAUCACUUCUUGGAUCUCGAGGAAUGCAUCGAAGAGGGUGACGGGAGUAUUUUAGACGUCGAUGAUCUGAGGAUAACGGAUUUUCCGCUGGAAGUUCCGUUGCCCGAGGACUUGAGUCUUUCCAGAGAGGAGAGGGAGGAGGUGCGGGAGUGGGUGCUGGCUGUGUCCAUGGAUCAGAAGGUGGAGCAAGGGCUUCCAGUGGACAACAGGGGAGUCUACAUCGGGUCCUUGACCUGUCCCGCUAAUGGAUCUACACCCCUUCAAGAAUGUGCCUUAACUGGGUAUCCUAUAAGAGGACCUACUGUCCGUUUUGAUGGGAGUAGUCGAGUUGUUGAUAGAGAGGACUGGAAUAAAUUAUUAAAUGCGGCUAGACAAGCACCCCAGGACUCCCCUCUCAAUGAUGUCCUAGCAUUUAUACAGGAAUGGUGUGGCAAUUUACCAAGUUAUACUUUUUAAUUAAUUGUUGUAUCAUAGAGGAAUUACCACUGGACGUCUGCGGUCAGAUUUUUUAUUAUUUCUGACAUUAGG
This is a messenger RNA of Fopius arisanus, 5298 nucleotides long. It is a transcript of the gene Oseg2, whose product is annotated as intraflagellar transport protein Oseg2. Gene Ontology annotation, molecular function: protein binding. NCBI's taxonomy places the organism in Eukaryota, Metazoa, Arthropoda, Insecta, Hymenoptera, Braconidae. Gene Ontology annotation, cellular component: ciliary basal body; intraciliary transport particle B; axoneme. Gene Ontology annotation, biological process: intraciliary transport. The record is from RefSeq and is a predicted model, not a curated record. The coding region runs from base 13 to 5226 and encodes 1737 amino acids. The transcript has 3 exons.